AUGGCCACUUCUCUACAUACUAUCAACCCUGAUGAAGCAAACACUGAAUCCGAUCUGGCAGGCUGGGACACUGAUCAUCCGUUGUGUCCUUGGGUACCCACUCAUCAUCCACCUGCCGCUUCGUUUGCGAGCCAGAGUAGUUCUUCUCCUUAUUUGCAGUACUCCGCCAUACAACUCUCCCCAGAGCUUGGACCAGGCACCUUGAUGACCCCUCCCUCCACACAGCUCGAUACUACGAGUAUCUCUUGGUUUGACGGCUCAGGUUCGAGUCAGUGCUCCACCAGCAAUACCAGCGGCACAGGAGACUUCCCUUGGAUGAACCUGAUGGGCAGUCCUGAGCUCGACGCUUCCGGUUCCGCUUCGACUUCUGUACAGCCUCGUGGUACGGAUAUCAGGUGUUGCAAGCACCACUUUCGUACACAAGAGAAGUCUUCCCACAACGAGCCGCAGCCUCCCAGCACAGAGUAUGUUCCUCGCCUAUAG
This is a messenger RNA of Penicillium cinerascens, 483 nucleotides long. RefSeq lists its product as uncharacterized. The transcript has a single exon. The record is from RefSeq and is a predicted model, not a curated record. NCBI's taxonomy places the organism in Eukaryota, Fungi, Ascomycota, Eurotiomycetes, Eurotiales, Aspergillaceae. The coding region runs from base 1 to 483 and encodes 160 amino acids.